Molecule: messenger RNA, 1904 nt
Organism: Aspergillus calidoustus
Lineage: Eukaryota; Fungi; Ascomycota; Eurotiomycetes; Eurotiales; Aspergillaceae
Source: the annotation of a GenBank genome assembly
CCUUCAUACAUUCAUUGUCCAGACACGACAAACCAGUCUACCAUUUGCUGUUUACUUCAAUUCCUGAUAUUGCUUUUGUCAGCGACGGAGAAGGGAUGCCAAAACCAUGCUCUGAUCGUUCCAUGUGGGCUCCACCAUAGAGCGUCGACUCGGGCAGCACAGCAUCCCGCCCUGCCUAGUGGCUUGAGCUCUGGUCUAUCCACCACUAAUUCUCAUUCCGCGAUUCGCUGACGGUAACUCUGUCAUGAAACCCCUUGAAUCUUUUGGUCCAGGAACGCUAUAGGCCUCAUUCCACGACAACAAGCCAAGGUUAUCACAAUAUAUAACACCACCCGCCUCAGACAAAUGCCGAGGAUAUACCCGAGCAGUAAUCAUGAAAGAGCGCUCAAUUGAUUGGAACCCUUCAGUGCAUACACCUGAUAGUGCAAAGAUCGUCAUCUCCGGUGGAGCUACGGAAACCCUGGGGUAAUCGCAGCUCCGGUGGAGAGAUUGAAAUUAGCCGUCCGCUAUUAUUAUGUUUUUUCACGACAUCCCAUACACGCAGGUGGGAAGCCCGAUGAUCUUGAGGUUAUAUCAGUGAACCCAUACCCAUCUCCGAUUCUGUUCACUGGCUGCAGACAAAGACGACUCACAACAAAUAUGCAUUUCUUACCUUUCUUACCAGCGAUAGGUCUCAUCGUGACGGCAACGGCCGCUGUCUUACCCCGGCAGGACAACCCAUACGUUGGAUAUCUCCUGUCGACCUUCACAGACGCAGACCCUCGUGUCUUCUGGUACCUCUCUACCGCCGAGAGCCCUUUGGCUUUCACUCCGCUUAAUGGCGGAGAGCCGGUUCUUGGGUCAACUGUUGGUACUCAGGCAGUACGUGAUAUAUUCUUGACUUCAAAUGAUGACAGGUCGGAGUAUUUUGUGAUUGCCACGGACCUCGAUAUCAACGCGGAUGGGUUCUCCUGGGACGAAGCAACCCGCCGCGGAAGCCGCGGGCUCACGAUCUGGAGAUCUGAGAAUCUAGUGGAUUGGGCUGAGCCUACACUUGCAAUUAUCGAAGACGAAACAGCCGGAAUGGCCUGGGCCCCCUCCGUAAUCUACAACAGCACCGAAAGCCAAUACUACCUCUUCUGGGCCUCUCGCCUCUACGACGCAGCUGACACAAACCACGGGGGAACCGCAACUCUUGACCGCAUCCGCUACACGACGACCACAGACUUCGUCACCUUCGCUCCUCCCGCCGACUACGUCGCGCUCGACAGCGCGAACAUUCCCCUAAUCGACCAAGAGUUUCUCUGGCUCGGCGAGGACGGACACUACGUGCGUUUCCUCAAGGAUGAGAACGUCCUGCACGUCUACCAGGAAACCACCACAGACGGAAUAUUCGGGGAGUGGACGCGGUCCCCGGGGUACAUCGAGGAUGGAAUAGUCUACGAGGGCCCCGCGGCGUUCCCCGAUAUUGCCGAACCCGGAAAGUACCACCUACUGCUGGAUAAUUAUGUCGAAUAUGUACCCUUUGAAACCAGCGAUGUCGCCACUGCAGCUUGGACGGCGUCAGAUCGAACGGGGUUUCCGGUGGGGUUGAAGCAUGGCAAUGUGGUUCUGGUGACGCAGAGUGAGUAUGACGCCAUCGUGGAGCGGUACGGAGGAUAGAUGCGCUCGCUUAUCUCCUGCUCUCGAGAUGGGAUGUCACAAGCUAUAGGCCCGGAGGUCAUAAUGUCGGGGGAAGCUGGGUGGGGGAUCGACAAGCCCCGUCGGGAUAUUUCCGCUUAGGGCUGGGCUACUUUACUGCUAAAUGGACUUGGAUACUGAUGGCUUCAGCAUGAAACGUGAAGAUAUUGGGCCAAGGCCGCACUAUUUAUCCGCUGAAGAAAAUCCUCCGUCAUGGCGCUUGCAGUAGUAGACAGAGAUAGGAC